Cucurbitaria berberidis CBS 394.84 is the source of this 2348-nucleotide messenger RNA. RefSeq lists its product as uncharacterized. The transcript is spliced from 2 exons. The coding region runs from base 301 to 1953 and encodes 550 amino acids. Lineage: Eukaryota; Fungi; Ascomycota; Dothideomycetes; Pleosporales; Cucurbitariaceae. The record is from RefSeq and is a predicted model, not a curated record.
CUUUAGCUGUCACCUCUCCCUCCUCCUCGCCAUUCAUACCGUCGUCCAACUCUCUUCGAAACCCACAUCCAAACAAAGCACUGUCCUGCAUCCUAACACCAUCUACUACCCGCGCUCCACACCCAGUCUCUCGGUACGGUACGCCAGAAACGUCAGCCAGCAUCGCGACAUGGUCAAAGCGCUCUCUCACCGUCAUCUGCUUACCGCUAUCGCUGCGCCUCAAGAAAGACACUGAGCACGCGACUUCCCAACAGCUCUCCCUCUACGGAGGCGAGAGUUGCUGAGGCCUGCUCCAGCACUAUGAUACUACCUCGCCAUCUCUACAACGGCUCGCCUCCAGAGCCCCGAAGUCGAGUCACCAACAAUCCAACCCUGCUCUACAGCUGGUGGUGCACCAUCUUUUCCAUCGUCAUCAUAGGAGUUCGCUUGUCUGGCCGCUACAUUCGCAAUGAACGCCUCUUUCGUGAGGACAAGAUCAUGGCCUGCAGCAUUGUUCCCCUCGUGGCACGCAUGGGCUUCGUCCAUGUCGUCCUCAUCUAUGGCACCAACAACGUCAACACCACGGGCCUGACCGAUCCCGUCCAGAUCCACCAUCGCGAGAUUGGCUCGCAAAUGGUCCUGGCAGCUAGGAUCUUCUACGCCAUGUUCAUCUGGAUGGCUAAAUUCACCGUCUCUGAAUUCCUCAAACGCCUAACAGAACGGUUUUGGAAGAAAGGCUACGAGUGGGGUCUGCGUGGAAUUCGCAUCUUUCUCGUCGCCACAUUCAUCAUCGUUUUUAUUGCUACACUGGCAGAAUGCCAUCCCGUCAAUCACUAUUGGCAAGUCAUUCCGGAUCCAGGACCGCAAUGCCGACAGGGUUACGCACAGCUCCUUACCAUGGGCAUCACUGAUAUCAUCACGGACAUUCUACUCGUCGCCUUCCCCAUCCCCAUCAUCUUACGAUCUGGCAUGCCUAUAAAGCGCAAGCUCUCUCUCAUCGGGCUUUUCUCCUUGUCAAUCAUCCUCAUCAUCGUUACAGCCGCACGCAUGCCCGCAGUCAUUCAAAGAAAAGGCCUGCAACAGUUUCGCACAGUAUUCGCAUCCUCUGAAAUACUUACGGCUGCUAUCGUGUCCAACGCCAUCAUCCUAGGGUCGUUCCUUCGGGAUCGAGGUGUCAAGAAACCAAAGUUCAAGGCACCAUCGACGACAGACAGCAUGGAACGUAGAGGUUCAGCACGACGCUACACAAACCAGCCGUACAGCAGUGACGAAGACCUCGCGCGAUCGCUUGGCUACCGGACCAAACCCGAACUCGCAGAGAAGACAUCAAACGUACCGAGGCCGGCCCCCGUCGCCGACCUGGACCUUUUGUCGUCGAGCCGACAACCCGGUCCAUUUGCGAACAACAAUUGGCAGUUUCCCUCUCAAAAGAUGAUCAUGCCGCAAUUCAAUGGGGACUCGAAGCUGAAAGUGGAAGACAUCCGAGAUCCAAUGCCGAGUCCUCGCGGCGGACGACGGGUGUCGUGGUUCGACGUCGGUGGUUUACUCGAGACCUCAGCGGUUGUCCCUUCGCCUACCGACUCUGUCAUUGCGCACGACUUCGCACCCCAACCCAGGCGAGGUUCGAGAGCUUCCAACUCAAUCAUUCCCAACAGUCGGGCCUAUCCUCCACCAGCACGCCGGUCGUCACGGCUGUCACAACAGUCUGAAGACUACGAAAUGUCGGUCCGGCCAAGCCAUCAACUGCAAGACCUGGGUGGCUUGCUAUCAGAAAAACGUGAGCAGGAAAAAGCCCAAUCCACUCCAUCCUCGACCUCAGGCUCGUCACACGGCCUCCCUCCCUGUCACGAACAAACUGCGCCCAUUGAACGCCACUCUACACAGACAAGCUACGACGUCCCUUCGUUGCAGGACGCAGGUGGUCUCCUUUCAUCACUACCCCCUCGUUAUACUUCUUCCUCUUCUUCUGCGUGAUACCCCUUUCCUUCUGGGCUUUUUGUACUUAUGCAUAGCCUGCCUAUUGCUUAUGCUUUUGUUGUAUUUUCCUUUUCACUACAUGCACGAUAUCCACUGGGCAUGGUCGGCGUUUAUGGACUUACGAUUUAUUGACCUUGUAUGACAUGAUGUGAGCAAGAUGUAAUGUAUCGAUACCGAUCUGCAUUGAAGAUCCACCAAGGUAGAUCGAAUCGAAGAGGCUAUUGGGCUGUUGACGGUGUAACGUAGGAUAUUAUUAGCACUGCCGAUGGCGUCGCUAUCAACCUGGUAGAUGCCAGAUCAAUAUAUCAAGUUAAUUUGCGUCUUCGGCUUUCUGCUCUUCUGCGCCGAACGUGGCACAAUCAAAUACAAAGUCGACUAUGGCUGAUGCACUC